Messenger RNA from Closterium sp. Yama58-4, 516 nucleotides. Lineage: Eukaryota; Viridiplantae; Streptophyta; Zygnematophyceae; Desmidiales; Closteriaceae. The record is from the annotation of a GenBank genome assembly.
AUGACGACACUAAUUUCCUCCGUCUCCCAGCAGCAGCGGAUUGACGCUGAACCUAGAUUCCACCGGGAAGUGGUCGAAGCGUUUCGCCUUAUCGACACCAAUGGCGACGGUCGUAUUUCCUACGAAGAGCUCGCAGCUCUCCUCAAUCGUCUUGGGAUUGACGAAGGUCUAGCCGUCGUUCACGAUAUCAUCGGCGACGCGGAUCGUGACGGCGACGGUCAGAUCGACGUUGAAGAAUUUUUUAUUGCUGCCCGUGGAGCUCCGUGUAACUGCUGCGUUACCGGCUCGCCUUGCUGGCAUGAAAACGAGGAUCUGCAGAAGGUUUUUACGCUCUUUGAUUGUGACAAUAGCGGGGACAUCACACCGGAGGAGCUACAACAGGCGAUUUGGAAGAUAAACGGCGAAUCUGUCAGCCUUUUGGAUUGUCAGCGAAUGAUCGCGAGAGUUGACUCUAACGGGGAUGGGAUGGUCGACUUUAAAGAGUUUCAGCGUAUGAUGGAUGGAGUGUUUGGCUGA